AUGAUUAUUUUUAGAAAGUUCUGUUAUAGGUUUGCCUAAGCCAUAUAAGAAUCCUAGUAACAAAUCUCUAAAUAUUCAAACCCAGACAGCAUCCCUACAAAAAUGGUUUUAAAAAACAUAACCCUCUCUGAGUAGCUUUCAAUCUAAUAGCUCUCUAUCUUGACUGAUAUUGACCAAAAAGAACUAAUCAGAACAAUAAAUCAAUUUUCUAAAUAACCUGUUAAUUAUACUAAAAUAACUAAAGAUCUUAUCGAACCGAUUUUGCCAUUAUAUAAUUUAAGCUCCUACAAAGAAAAUCCAAUUACAAGACCACCAAUUAUAACUAUUAUGGGGCAUGUUGAUCAUGGAAAAACUACAUUAUUGGAUAGACUAAGAAAUUCAAAUAUAGCUGAAGGAGAAGUGGGGGGAAUAACAUAAAAAAUUGGUGCUUUUCAUGUAAAAGUGGGAGACAAUUAAAUCACAUUUAUUGAUACUCCAGGACACGAGGCAUUUUCUAAUAUGAGAUAGAGAGGAGCUGAGUUUACUGAUAUGAUUAUUUUAGUGGUAUCUGCAGCAGAUGGAGUUUAACCUCAAACCAAAGAAGUCAUCUAAAUUGCUUCCUAAUUAAAUAUCCCUAUUAUUGUUGCCAUCAAUAAAAUCGAUGUUCCUAAUGUUAAUCCAGAGGAUGUUGAAUUAGAAUUAUUGGAGUGUGGUCUUGAUUUGGAAUCUUAAGGAGGAAAUAUCCCAGUUGUACAUAUAAGUGCAAAAAAUGGGAAGAAUAUUGAUUUAUUAUUGGAAUUGAUUCAAUUUUAAGGAGAGCUCUUAGAAUUAAAGGCAGAUCCUACAGUUCCUGCUUAAGGAGUUGUUCUAGAAGCAAGAUAAUCAGAAUUGACUGAAGAAAGAGGAUCUACAAUUAUUGUACAAAAAGGAAGUCUCAAAAUUAAUGAUAUAAUUGUUGUUGGCAAUUAAUAUGGAAAAGUUAGAGUAAUGAGAGAUGACAGAGCAAAUACAAUGUAGAUAGCAGGACCUUCAAGUGCGAUUGAAAUUAUUGGAUUAAAGGAGAUUCCUUAGAGUGGUUCCAAAUUCUUUGUUGCAAAGAAUGAAUUAAUAGCUCAAUUAAUUGUAAAUAAAAGAAAAAAAGAAGCAGAAUUUAAAUAACUAUAAAAUGCAGAAAUGAUUGAUGGAUCAUUUGGAAAGAUUAAAUUUUAAAAUAAACAUGAAAAGCGAGAUGUUUAUGGUGAUACUAAGCAUCUUAUAGAGAAAUAUAAGGAAAUUUAAAAUAUGUUGAGAGAAGAAAUAGAAUCAACUGAGGAUCCAGAAAUCAAAGAAGCUUUGGUAGAAAAACUUAGAUAACAUGAAUUAUUCUCAUCUUAAAUGAUUAAUCUUGCUCCAGAUACAUAAGUCUUAAAACUAGUGAUUAAAGGUUAAGAUUUUGGAACUUUAGAGACUCUUAUAAAAUUAGUGAAUCAAUUAAAGGAGAAGGAGAAUGCUGAGAUAUUGAUACUUUCAUCAGGUGUUGGAGAUGUAACCUAAAAAGACUUUAAGGAUGCUUAAUUGUUUGGUGCUACGAUAGUUACAUUGAAUUCCAAUGUUCCAAAUGAUAUCAUUAGAUAGGCUUAAUAAGAUAAGAUAGACAUAGUCUAGCAUUAGAUUAUCUAUCAUUUAAUUGAUGACUUAAAAACUCUUGUCACAGCUCCUAGAAAUGCUAAAGUUAGUAUUAUUGGAACAGCCAAAGUAUAGAAUGUCUUCGAUGUGAAACUCAAAGGGCAAUCAAGAAAGAUUUAUGGUCUGACUGUCACCCAUGGAAUUUUGAAUAAAAAAUGCAGGGUGAGAUUAUUGAGAGGGGGGAAGGUUGUUGCUGCUGAUCUGGAAAUUGCCAAUUUAAAGCACUUUAAAGAGGAGGUUGACCGUAUAGAAUCUGGGAAAGAUUGUGGAUUAUCAAUUAUAUCAAAUGUUGAAGUGAAAGUUGGCGAUGAAUUUGAAUGCUAUAAAAGUUGA
Molecule: messenger RNA, 1977 nt
Organism: Paramecium tetraurelia
Lineage: Eukaryota; Ciliophora; Oligohymenophorea; Peniculida; Parameciidae
Exons: 2
Biological process (GO): translational initiation
Molecular function (GO): GTPase activity; translation initiation factor activity; GTP binding
Source: RefSeq, a predicted model, not a curated record